AUGAAGACCACUCUAUUCAGCCUCCUGAUGUCAGCCACCCUGACCGUCGCCGCCCCAGUGUCUCAAGUCGAUGAUGAGCGAGUGGGAACAUAUCUUCCAGGAAUAUGCCACACUGCUGGUGUCGAUGAGCAGACUUGUCUCUACAGCGUAAUCGGAGGAGGUCCAAAUGCUGCGUGCUCCAUCGAUGGUGGUCAGUGCACCUACUACCUCGACCCGCAUGGACAGCGAUAUGCGAACUGUGUUUGA
Molecule: messenger RNA, 246 nt
Organism: Fulvia fulva
Lineage: Eukaryota; Fungi; Ascomycota; Dothideomycetes; Mycosphaerellales; Mycosphaerellaceae
Exons: 3
Coding region: 1-246 (81 amino acids)
Source: RefSeq, a predicted model, not a curated record